CGUAAAUAAAACAGAAACCUUCUAAAAAUACAAGCGUCCUUUUCGCGCAAGUGAGCAGUCCUAAGUACUGAGUGCUCUACAAUGGGAGUUAAAGGAGUGCUGUUGUCUCUUUCACUUAUGGCUCUACCAAAUAGAGCUAUCUCAACAUGAGCCCUUCAUUUCUAUAAAGGUAUAAGCGGACGGCAGGGUCAUAGUUCCACGUGAGAUUGUGUUUUGUAAUCAGUGAAGUGCCGCCUUUAUUCUGUAGCAGAAGUACAAUGUUCGCGCGUUUGACACUUUAACAUUUGUUUGGCGGGAACACGAUUUUGAUACGCCCGUUUUUAGUGUUGCUUAUAGUGAAAUGUAUUGCAGUUAAAAAUUACAACAGUUAUUGCAAGGGCAAUAACUAGGAUUUUUUUCUCUCAAAGUUCUAUAAGGGCAUCAUCAUAGAAGAAUACGGGGUGUACACAAUGCUGCCGGCGCAGCAGAUAACGCCAAUCUCUCCUUGGCCACCCGAUACCAACCUUCUGGAUCGGAUGGACGAUCUGGCGCACAAAGGUCACAGCGGUGUUAACCAGCUCGGCGGGGUGUUUGUAGGAGGCAGACCGCUACCUGACUCCACGCGGCAGAAGAUCGUUGAGUUGGCGCACUCCGGGGCGAGGCCCUGCGACAUCAGCCGGAUACUGCAGGUCUCCAAUGGCUGCGUGUCCAAGAUACUCGGCAGAUAUUACGAGACUGGGUCAAUUCGACCUCGGGCAAUCGGUGGUUCAAAGCCACGGGUAGCGACAGCCGAGGUUGUAAGCAAGAUAGCGCAGUACAAACGGGAAUGCCCCUCAAUCUUCGCGUGGGAGAUCAGAGACCGCCUGCUUAGCGAAGGAGUCUGUUCUUCGGAUAAUAUACCUAGUGUAUCAUCCAUCAACAGAGUUCUACGAAACCUGGCAGCUCAGAAAGAGAAGUCGACAAACCAGCAACCGUCGUCUGAUUGUUCCACCCCUGUGUAUGAGAGAUUACGGCUUUUGGGGACUCCGGGGUCCACGCCAAGUUGGCCUAGAGCCCCUUGGCCAGCUCAGAUCGAUACUCGCUCCCCCUAUCAGCUUCACAGUCUGAGCCCUGGACCUCAGACUAUAGGCUGCAAUGGAGAUUUAACGGGGAUUAAGAAAGGUGAAGAAGCACUGGAGGGCAUUGAAGGCCUCAACUCCGAUGAGACCGGGUCUGGGGAUAAUUCGAACGCCGGCUCCAGCGGAGCAGACGAUGAUGCAGCCAGGCUUCGUCUCAAGCGCAAGUUGCAGCGGAACCGCACAAGCUUCACAAACGAACAAAUUGAUAGCUUGGAGAGAGAAUUUGAAAGAACACACUACCCUGAUGUUUUCGCCCGAGAGAGACUUGCGGCUAAAAUUGGUCUUCCUGAAGCUAGAAUACAGGUGUGGUUCUCGAAUCGUCGCGCGAAGUGGCGUCGCGAGGAGAAGAUCCGCAGCCAACGUCGGAGCCCGGAGUGCUACGGGGCCCCGCAGGUCCCCGCUCCUGCCGCCCCACCACUGCCAGCUCCCGCGCCACACCAUCACAGUCACACGCAUCACACACCUUAUCAACCACAGGUCAACGUUGACACUUACAGCCCACUGACUCCAAUGGGAUACGGCGCAAGUAGUGGCAUGGUGUCAGACGCAUCCGUCUGUGAGGGAAGUGAGGCAGAUCUGUGCAAAAGCGGAUUUCUAGGUUAUCCCCGUUAUGAGCUAGGCUACCGACAGCCGCAUCCGUAUAUGAACCAUGGUUACCAGCAUGAACCAGCGUCUCCCCCACCAGAAUUGGGCGGUCUUUUAGGUGCAGGAGUUUCAGUUCCGUUGGCGGUUCCAGGUCAAGACUCCCAACAGUACUGGUCGCGUCUGCAGUGACCCUGGUGGAACUAGACAUACAUCCAACAAAUAAAACAUUCAGGCACUUAUUCAGGGAAUUACCCUCAUCCUUUAUAGGAUUAAUAUUAUGACAAAUUAUGAAGUAAUAAAUCAAUUGCUGCUUCAAGGAUGUCAUAAAAACUUUAUGGUGUUGUUUCCUGAUACUCAAAUGGAGACGAUUCCGGCUCCUGUUUUUGUGCCUGACUGAAGCAAGAUAUUUGAAGCCAUUUCUACCAUUUCAACUACCACUAAUAUUUAUUAAUCUGAACAACGCUAUUUAUUAAUUAAUAUAGAACAGAAAUAAACAGUAUGAUUGAUGUUAUCUUACGUAUAAUACCUCGAGUUUUCAAACAUGAAUAAAAAAUUCGAAACCCUUGUUACUAUUUUCACCAACAGCGCUUGUAAAAAUAUGGCUUAAUACGUUGUGUAUGUUCAUGGCAUGUAAUUUUAUAAAUAUAGAAUAAGAUCUGUAUAAACUAAAUUCUAUAUUUGGAUAAAAACUGUAGUUUGUCGGUUUCAAUUUAGUUUAAGUAAAAUUGUUAUUUCAGAUCAAACUCCAGAUUUGCAUCAAGGUGUAAUUAAUCUAUAUACCAAAUAUCUGUCACAAAUCGAUAAUAAGCGCACACAUUUUAUUUUACAUAGUUGGGGCCUCGGUGGCUCUACACUGAAUACGCCCCUGUAUUCCAUAGAAUAAAGAAUUUACAUAUCCAGUAGCACGAAAUAACAAUGAGCACAAAUAAAGGCUCAAAUUGUAUUUAUGUAAAUUAUUCUAAUUAACGUUAUAAUAGGUGUCAGUAGGUAAUGUUUAAAUAAUUUAUUUUGGACCUCAAAGCCUGUAAGGUGAACAAUACUUUGUGAUUUAUUUUAAGGGAAACGCAAGUGUAGAUUACGCCUAUUAACCGUGUAGGCGAUUUUAUUUGGCUCUUAGAUUCAGAGAUAGGUCCAAGCUAUAUAUUUUAUCUUGAGACCACAUCAAACAAGGGAGACGGGUAAGAUCGAGAAUCGAGACUUAACACAAAGUCCGACUCCCAUACGACAAAAAUGUUUUCAAUUUUGAUAAACGGGAGUCAUGCGCUAAGUUUCCGAACCUCACUCAUCAUCUUGAGUUUAAGUUUUAUGUAUUAGCUAAUUCUUAUAACCUACAUAUAUAUUAUGUAUUCUCCAAAUUUGUCAUUUUGUCACUUAUUUUACAUCGAUAUUCUGUACCUGUAUUCCAUCUCUGUCUGUAAUUCAUUAGCAUCUUAGCAUACCUUACUUGGUCGGCUUUUUAAAAUAAAUCGUCAAUGUAUAUAAUUAAAACACCGGUGUUAAA
This is a messenger RNA of Pieris rapae (cabbage white), 3183 nucleotides long. RefSeq names its product paired box protein Pax-6-like. NCBI's taxonomy places the organism in Eukaryota, Metazoa, Arthropoda, Insecta, Lepidoptera, Pieridae. Gene Ontology annotation, molecular function: RNA polymerase II cis-regulatory region sequence-specific DNA binding; DNA-binding transcription factor activity, RNA polymerase II-specific. Bases 450 to 1871 code for a protein of 473 amino acids. The record is from RefSeq and is a predicted model, not a curated record. Gene Ontology annotation, biological process: anatomical structure development; regulation of transcription by RNA polymerase II. The transcript has 10 exons.